This is a messenger RNA of Durio zibethinus, 2748 nucleotides long. RefSeq names its product long chain acyl-CoA synthetase 1-like. NCBI's taxonomy places the organism in Eukaryota, Viridiplantae, Streptophyta, Magnoliopsida, Malvales, Malvaceae. Gene Ontology annotation, biological process: cutin biosynthetic process; fatty acid metabolic process; wax biosynthetic process. Gene Ontology annotation, cellular component: endoplasmic reticulum; membrane. The record is from RefSeq and is a predicted model, not a curated record. Gene Ontology annotation, molecular function: long-chain fatty acid-CoA ligase activity.
AUAAAGAUAUGUAGUUUCUAUUAAUGAAAAGCUUACAAAAUAAAUAUAAUUACAUUUUAUAAAGAUAUUUCUAUCUCUAUUGCUCCUAUAUUUUUUUGCUAAAAAAAGGAUAUUUAUAAACGCUUUCAAAAAGAAAAAAAUUAAGUCUCUCACCAGAAAUUGGAAAGGCAAAAGUACGUCGGUGAUGGAAUCUAAAAGAUGACAUCUCUUGUCGUGAACCUUUUACAAAAAAAAGAUUUAUGUAAUAAUUAAACUCUCACAGCGGUACAACUUUCCGGUUUAUGGUUGUUGAUUAAUCCGAACGAAUUCUGGUAGAGAAAAAAAAAAAAAAAACUCCUAUUUCCGUGAAAGAAUUGGAGCACAAGAGUUGCAAUAAAAGUUUGCAAUUAAUAGACUGAAUGAACUAACACACUGUCCGCCUGUUUCAACAAACUCAUUAACAACGGCCCUGAAACUCGCCUCCUUCUCUGCUUUCUUCCCUUAAAUUCAUGUCACAUCUGGUUCUGGCAGAUUUUCAUGAUUUCACUUUAUUCCAUAGAUGAAAGUUUUUUCAGCUAAGGUGGACGAUGGAAGAGAAGGACAAGAUGGGAAACCAUCGGUUGGUCCUGUAUAUCGUAACCUACUAGCCAAGAAUGGAUAUCCUCCACCUGGUCCUGAUAUGUCUACUGCUUGGAGUCUUUUCAGUUCAUCUGUUCAGAAGCACCCCGGAAACAGGAUGCUUGGAUGGCGAAGAAUUGUUGAUGGGAAGGUGGGCCCUUAUAUCUGGAAAACAUACAACGAAGUUUAUGAUGAAAUUCUGCACAUUGGUUCUGCAUUACGAGCAUCUGGUGCCGAACCUGGAUGUCGGGUUGGGAUUUAUGGAGCAAACUGCCCACAGUGGAUUAUGGCGAUGGAGGCCUGCAGUGCCCACAGUUUGGUUUGUGUGCCUCUCUAUGAUACACUGGGACCUGGAGCUGUAAAUUUUAUUAUAGAUCAUGCAGAGGUUGAUUUUGUAUUUGUACAAGACAUAAAAGUAAAAGAACUUUUGAAUCCAAAUUGUAAAUCUACUCAACGGCUGAAAGCAAUGGUUUGCUUCACCUCAUUGACGGAGGAAGACAGUGCUAACGCUUCUCAAAUGGGGGUUAAGACAUAUUUGUGGAACGAGUUUCUCCACAUGGGAAAGGAAAAUCCACAAGAGAUUUCACCACCUCAACCAUUUAACAUUUGCACAAUUAUGUAUACAAGCGGCACCAGUGGAGAUCCUAAGGGUGUUGUGUUAACACAUGAAACAAUUGCACUACUUGUAUACGGCAUUGAUCUUUUCUUGGAUCAAUUUGAGGACAAGAUGACAGUGGAUGAUAUGUAUUUGUCCUUUCUGCCCCUUGCUCAUAUCCUUGACCGCAUGAUUGAGGAAUACUUUUUCCAUAAAGGAGCAUCUGUUGGCUACUAUCAUGGGAACUUGAAGGAACUGCGGGAUGACAUAAUAGAGUUGAAACCAACAUUUUUAGCCGGUGUACCCCGAGUUUAUGAUAUGAUUCAUGAAGGUAUUAAAAAAGCACUAGAAGAACUCAGCCCGUUGAGGAAGCAGAUUUUUUAUGCUCUCUACAAAUACAAACUUUUUUGGAUGAAUCGAGGGCAUAAACAUAAAUAUGCAUCACCUUUAGCAGAUUUGUUGGCCUUCAGGAAGGUCAAAGCUAAGUUGGGCGGUCGGCUUCGAUUGUUAUUAUCUGGAGGUGCACCAUUGAGCUCUGAAGUAGAAGAAUUCCUGCGGGUCACUUGUUGUGCCUUUGUUGUCCAAGGCUAUGGAUUGACAGAAACUUGUGGAGCUUGCACUAUUGGCUUUCCGGAUGAGAUGUGCAUGGUCGGUGCUGUUGGGUCCCCAGCUGUGUACAAUGAGUUGCGCCUAGAGGAGGUUUCAGACAUGGGCUACAAUCCACUCGGAAAUCCUCCCUGUGGUGAGAUAUGCGUGAGAGGAAAGACUCUUUUCUCUGAGUAUUAUAAAAAUCCUGAACUGACAAGAGAAUCUUUCAAGGAUGGAUGGUUUCAUACAGGAGACAUAGGGCAAAUGCUUCCUAAUGGAGUUGUUAAGAUUAUUGAUAGGAAGAAAAAUCUUAUUAAGCUCUCCCAGGGAGAGUACGUGGCACUAGAGUAUUUGGAAAAUGUUUAUGGAGUCACUCCAAUUGUUGAUGAUGUAUGGGUCUAUGGAAACAGCUUCAAAUCAAUGCUAGUUGCUGUGGUUGUGCUACAUGAAGAAAAUGCUAAAAAGUGGGCAUACUUAAAUGGUUACACAGGUUCACUCUCUGAGCUUUCUUCUCUCAAUAACCUACAGAACUAUGUCCUCUCAGAGCUGAAAUCCACGGCUGAGAAAAACAAGAUGAGAGGUUUUGAAUUCAUCAAAGGAGUAAUUUUGGAACCCCACCCCUUUGACAUGGAAAGAGAUCUAGUGACUGCAACAUUGAAGAAAAAAAGAAACAAUCUGCUUAAAUAUUAUCAGGCUGAAAUCGAUGCACUCUACCUAAAGUUGACUGCAAAAAUAAGAAGCUGAAGUAAAAGAGCGUGUAUGCCAUGAUGAUAAACCCCCUAUCCUGCUUCAUCGUUACUGCUACAUAUAUGUAACUUAGCAAAUAAAAGUGAAAAAAUAUAUACCAGGAAAAAAUGGUUGUGUUGAUUGUCUAUGCUUAAUGUAUAAAAUUAACAAUAAAACUAGAUUUUUAGAUAAAUAUAUUGAAAAAAAAAAAAGCAGAAUGUCAAUAUUUUUAUGCAUUAAUU